ACUGCGCUGGUCACGCCCCACCUCGGGCCCGCCUCCGGUCGCCAUCUCCAGUGUGGCUGGAUGUAAAGUGAGCGAGCUAGAAACCCGAGAAGAUUGGAUGGUUCCUAUUGGUUUGUCUUCAAGUUCACUGAUUCUUUGCUAUCAACAUCUUACAACAGAACCCAUCCAGCUUCUUCGGGCCCCCGAGGCAGGAAAUGGGGUCUCUCCAUGGGAGACAGGAUGCUGAGGCCGCGGAAAGUCAGCCUCCUCACCCCCCAGGUACGAAGCCAGGAAGGGGACGUCCUCACCAAUGCUGGGUCCCAGCUCCAGCAGCACGUCGUCGCGGCCCAGCUUGGUAAGCAGCUCAAGCAGUCGGCCUACCGAGGCGCCAGGGCGUCCCUGCCAGGCGUCCAGCAGCCUGCCAGUGGGGUCCGCGUGUGUCUCCAGUUGCCGGAUCUCCAAGUACUCAAAGUCCAUCUCCUCCGCCAGCGCGGUCCAGUCGGCCGCCACCUGUGUCCGCACGUUCAAGAACAGAGACAGGCGGCGCCGCACUCGCAUGUUGAGAGCAGCCAGGGGAAGGGAGGAUGUGGAGGAGAUCGGGGCCGCAGACCCCGCGGCGGGACCUCCUGCAGCCAUGGCGGGCGGUCCUGGAGCCUCAGCGCGGUCGGGUCGCAUUGUCUGCCAGCGCUUCCUCUUUCUCCUACGGCACCCGCCCCGCCCCGCCGGCUUUCGCUUUCCGAGAAGCGCCGCCCUGCCCUACAAUCUGGAGCCCCGAGCAAAAGUGCGGAGGCGGGGGUGCCCACCUCUACCCUUGCGGUCUCGAGGCGGGUGAUGUGGGGGCGUAAGAAGUAGGAAUCUGCCCUUUGAGAUCUGGAGAGGUCCACGGCACCGCCCUCGAGGGUCUGGUGAUGGUGCUAGUAGGUUGGCGGCGGAGUGAGGACGACCCUCCCUCGGGGGUUGUAGGAAACGGGCCUUGCUUUUUGGGAUCUGGUGGAGCCACAGUUCUUCCACGGAGGAAUCUGAGGGGUUCAUACGGUCCUGCCCUCGAGGAUGGCGAGGAGGGGACAAGUGGGAAGGCACCAGCUCUGCCCUCCACUGUCUCUGGGGAACACGCAAUCCCGCCAGUAGGGGUAUGGGAAGACCCCUGCUGUGCUCCCCGAGGUGGGAGUGGGAAACGGACAGCUGCCUUCUGGAGCCUGAGGCAUGCCGUGGCCCUGCCCUCGAAAUGGUUGGGGACGUCAUGACACUAGGUUGGGGAGCACAAGGCACCCUGUCCUUUGGUGUCUGUGGGAAGCCCAGCACUACUCUCCAGGGUCUCAGGUGAAGACAUGGCCCUGCUAUUGGGAGUCAAGGGGGCACGUGGCCUUGCCCUUUAGGUUUAGGGACACAGUCCUGACCUGGGGAGCCCUGGUUCAUUCAUUUACUCAUUCGACAAGUACUUGAUCAUCUACUAAGUGUCAAGGGUGUCGCAGGCUCCCCGGAUACAUGGUACCUCUCUGCCUUGGUGGAGACCCCAGCCUAGCACGGGAAAUGGGCACUAAUAAAAUCAUUCCAAUUGGGUGUAAAACUGGUAAAA
Molecule: messenger RNA, 1555 nt
Organism: Pan troglodytes (chimpanzee)
Lineage: Eukaryota; Metazoa; Chordata; Mammalia; Primates; Hominidae
Source: RefSeq, marked predicted